Messenger RNA from Anopheles merus, 4287 nucleotides. RefSeq names its product glycine receptor subunit alpha-2-like. Gene Ontology annotation, molecular function: neurotransmitter receptor activity; transmembrane signaling receptor activity; extracellular ligand-gated monoatomic ion channel activity. The transcript has 2 exons. The record is from RefSeq and is a predicted model, not a curated record. Bases 3444 to 4082 code for a protein of 212 amino acids. Gene Ontology annotation, biological process: regulation of membrane potential; chloride transmembrane transport; chemical synaptic transmission. Gene Ontology annotation, cellular component: membrane; neuron projection; synapse. NCBI's taxonomy places the organism in Eukaryota, Metazoa, Arthropoda, Insecta, Diptera, Culicidae.
UUCGUGCACUUCUUCCUCACAAAACCAUUUGAGUAGCUCGAAUAUAUAUAUAUAUUAAUAUACCUAAAAUGUAUUAUACUAGAGAAACGCACUGAAUUAUCGUAGUAGCGGUAUACGGAAGUAAUUACUGUCUGGUAGAUGAGUUAGUGUUUUUGUUUAGCACAUCUUAAUUAUGCUCUCCCCUCAUUGUACUCAGUAUGUAUUCGCUCGAUCAAAAAGAUCGUCAAUCUGUAAGCAACCAAACGCAGAUGGCACCAUCUUACUUACUUAGCUACGUUUUGCUUAACUAGUGUUAUGUUCUCUCUUUCUUUCUUUCUCUUACUCUCUCGCCCUACCGUUUUACAGUGACUGUGUAGUAGUAACAAAAGAAAUAUCAUUAGAGUCAUAUAGUCGAUACCACCUAGAUGAAACGCAUAUCAAUCUGCAAUAGCUGCUCGUUUGAGCAUGCUCUCUUUUUUCUAUCGUUGUUUGUUCUUCUGACUAUUUAUCUAUUUAUCUCAAAAUGGCUCGCUCCAUUCUGCACCAUAAACGAUAGUUCUGAUAUACCCAUCUACCCGGCUAUUUUUUUCAUUUACUACACCAUACGUGUUUUCGUCGUCUAUUUCCUCCGAAACGUUUGCUAUGAGUUUCUUUAAGCGCUUCUCAAAAUCGCUCCAAACUGGUGCAUGAUUACACUGUAACCCACACACCCUCCUCACACGCACAAUAGAAGAGUACAUUCGCAACUCGAUCGCUUUAUACUAGAUUGUGGUAAACAAGAUUAGUAGAGAUACCUAAGCAAAACAGUAUGGUGCACACUGCGUACGCCAAUAGACUUUGCUGUAAGGCGUGCUUGCAUCGGUAAAAAAAAGUUUAAAAACCAAUUCAAAGAACAAUAACUGCAAUAACUAAGAAUGUUUGUCAUUUGGAGGCUUGGAGCCUUCAAGCGCAAAACUCAACUCUCUAAAACCCUGCAGCAAUGACUAAACAGGGUAGUAACACGAGCGUACCAUAAGCGUCUAUGCAUGAACCUUGAUGAGCGUUAUGAACUUAAUAUAGCUGUUUAAAAAGAAAACGAGAGAGAAAAAAAACACGACAGCAACAAAAGACAAAACAUAAAAAAGGUAAAACUAAAUACAACAACAACAACAACAAAAUAAUAAUGUAGCUGUAGCAAUACCAGUGUGAUUGUAUUACUUGAUAGUAGAUUUGUAAUGUAUAUGCAACAAUAAAUACAUCUAAUGUAAUCUGAACUUAUUUGUGCGGUAGUGAUAGCGCGCCAUCACCACCACACGCACGCCACAGACAAAACCACACACAAACAUACAGACACCAUGCCGUCAUACCACACAGAUACACACUCCUAACGAAUAGAAUAUAUGCCAUACGGAAAAUCAAAACUUUUAUAGUAGUAUAUAUGCGAAUGCAACCCUGUUCUUGUAACACUCGUAGUCUCGUAGUGGGUAGUAUGUAUUUGAGCCUGUAGCAGCUACGAUACCGUUAGCGACUAGGACACUAGUAGAGCUGUAUGUAGUUCAUAGAUCGGUGUGCUGGUGAGAGCAAUUGGAUACUAAGCUUUUUUUUCUAUCGCGCAUACCACACCUAAACAUUAAAUAAACGUCAACAAACGUCGUUCACGUCGUUUGCAAUAACUGUCAAGCUGAAAACGGGAAAAAACAUAAACAAAAAAUAUCAACAUCAAAACCGUGGGACAGUUCCAAUCCCUAACCAUAAUGAAAUAGAUAGAAACAUCUCUCUCCAAACGUACAAUAAUCGCUCUUUUAUAAUGUUUGACAAACACCCCUAAAAUCCAUUCGUUUACGAGAGCUUUAAGCUUUUCUAGUGAACUCUUGCUAACAAAACGAAAACAAAGACGAAGAAAAAAAAACUAUAAAAAAAGAAGAAACAGAGAUGACGUUCUUAGAACAAGUGGUACAUCAUGGCAAUACUCAUCAUUGUAAGGCUCUAUUAGUAUAACAUAAUCACUAACUGAACUGUGUGUAGAGUAGUUGUAUCCUUGUAUCCCAGCUAUUUUUAUAUACUCACACAUAUACACUUUAACCCAUCGCAACAACUGUGGUGUGUCCCGUUGUCAUGAUUUUAGUUACAAAUAUUUGUUUUAGUACAUUCUCUAUUAUGUUUUGCGUAUAAAAUUAAGUUUAAAAGUCCUUUUAGUUUUAUAAGUUCUUCCCAAUCGUAACGAUACUGACACGAAAAGGUAGAAUGUCAUAUGAAAAACAGAAAGCAAGGUAAAAUUUGCUAUAUAAAACACAUAACACACACAACACACAUCAUACACGUGCGUGUCAAAAUUAGUACCAACGUUCUCUCAAAACUAAAGCUUGUAGAUGUUGUGUUCGAUUGUAGUUUUAGUUGUGAGUGUUAUUGCAACAGUGUGACCGCAAAACGCUCCUUUCCUUCUUAUCUAUCUUUUCAUACCGUCACCCACACACACACAUACACAUAGAUACAAACACAACUGUGUAUUAGAGUAGAGACAUGUAUACUAGAGUGUACUCUAUCUGGACAUAUAUAUCUAUCAACUUGAUUUUAGAUCGUAGAACGUUUAGUUUGGCCUCUUUCCCCCAUGCCUCCCCUCUUACGUAGAAUUGGUUGUUGAUGGUACCAUGCUAUCCCGUAAGCUCGUUUUGUGUAGUAUUACUUGUAAAGCAAAGCAAAACAAAUGAAAUAUAUACUCCCAUCGCCACGUUCGUGCGGAUGGUUCAUAAAAAUCAUGGAAAUAAAGUAUUAGUAGCAUAUAUAAGCGUAUGCAGUUUCUUUGUUUUAGUUCAUCCAGUUGCCUUUACCGUAGACAGCAUCCAAAGGGUAUGGAAUGAAAUAAUUGUCCACUCUUUACUAGAAUUAAUUUCUAUUUCUUUUAUUUUUGUUGUAAAUAGAAAGAAUAUGACGUGGUUGCAAAAUGCAUUCUUUUCCCUUUUCAUGGGUAGCGUCCGUAGAGCUCCAUCAGCACAAUCAUUGUAAAACGAACAGCUUGCUUGUCUGUAACACACACACACAUUGGUGCUGAUCAUCCGGUGCUGAUGGUUUUUUACUUUCAAAAUGUCUGCUUGUAUGCGCGUAGAAAAAUACUAUUGCUGUACAAAUAUGUAAAUGGCGCUUAGUGUUGUUUGUUUGGAAUGGUAAGUAAACAAGACUUAGUUCAACGAUUGUAUGAUAUCUUGCAUAUCCGUUGUAGUAUAUCGAUUUACACUCGACAAUGCUUCGAUCGUUUUUCAUUCUAGUUUCAAUUUCAGAGGCAGCCAAAACCCCAGCAAUAAACCUCGGGCAACUAAAUUUCGUUAACUUUUCUCUUACUUGAUUUAGCAAAUUUAAGUGUAACAUGAAACGUCGCUUUUAACGCAAAUGAACUAACACGCUUUCCAAACAAUCCCUCUCCCAAUCACCAAAACCACGGCGAUGGCACAGUAUCGCACACGGUACAGGAUUUGGUGUUCAUCUGGAACAUGACCGACCCGCUGGUGGUGAACCCGGAAAUCGAGCUGCCCCAGCUGGACAUCAGCAACAACUACACCACCGACUGUACGAUCGAGUACUCGACCGGUAACUUCACCUGUCUGGCGGUGGUGUUCAACCUGAGACGGCGGCUGGGCUACCAUCUGUUCCACACCUACAUCCCGUCCGCGCUGAUCGUCGUCAUGUCGUGGAUAUCGUUCUGGAUCAAACCGGAGGCCAUCCCGGCACGGGUAACACUCGGCGUCACCUCGCUACUAACGUUAGCCACACAAAACACCCAAUCGCAACAAUCGCUACCGCCGGUAUCGUACGUAAAGGCCAUCGACGUCUGGAUGUCGUCCUGCUCCGUGUUUGUGUUUCUGUCGCUGAUGGAGUUCGCGGUGGUCAACAACUACAUGGGCCCGGUGGCGACCAAAGCGAUGAAGGGCUACUCGGACGAGGAUCUGUCGGAGGCGAUCGACUUUAACAAGAACGGCUACAACAAGGACCACCGCUCGUCGGAGGUACCGCGGUACGAUACGUUCUGCCACGGGCGGGAAACGGCCCUCUGCAUCGACAAGUUUUCCCGCUUCUUUUUCCCCUUCUCGUUCUUCAUACUGAACGUUACCUACUGGACCACGUUCCUGUAGGGGGGGGAAGGGGGGCUCCCCCAGCAACGACAGAAAUUUGCGCAUGGAGCUGCCGCUGAAGAAGGCAUUGAAGGUAUCAUCCAGCAUCCAGCAAAUGACAUUAGAUGAGAUACCGUACACUAGGAACGUAGCUGUAAGAUACUGGCACCAUCGGAUUGGCCGAUCGGUCACUAGGCGUAAGCGACACAUAUAACAAAGUAAAUAA